Polypterus senegalus (gray bichir) is the source of this 4260-nucleotide messenger RNA. RefSeq names its product cingulin-like protein 1. NCBI's taxonomy places the organism in Eukaryota, Metazoa, Chordata, Cladistia, Polypteriformes, Polypteridae. Gene Ontology annotation, cellular component: myosin complex. The transcript has 21 exons. The record is from RefSeq and is a predicted model, not a curated record. The coding region runs from base 262 to 3135 and encodes 957 amino acids.
CGGCACUAUGCUUGAGAAAGUUUGUCAGAAAGACUUUCUAGAGUUGCAGAGGACGCGCGGGUGACAGGAGCGGCAAAGCAAAAGCGCAGUCUCAGUCAACUACAUUUGGAGAGCUGGAGACUAUCUUCUUAGUCACUGGUACAAGGUAACAAAUUGUACAAAGCUUGACUGUUGACCUGUUGCUUCUCUCUUUCCAUUUGCAAAGUGGAGGAUUCUGUUGGCUGCAUAAUAAAACUAGUUCAAAUCGGGUGGGAACAAAAUAUGGUCAAAGCUCAAAUGAAGGACUUGGAGACACAGCUUUUAGAGACCAAUGCAAAAGUACCCAGUGCCACAGAGAGCACCUCUGGAGAUGGCCAAACAGGACCUGUAGCUAGUCUUCUAGAUGCUAGAAUCAAGGAGAAUGGAGAAAAUGUUAACAGAGGUCAUGUGAGUGCAGAGGAUCUACGCCUGGUGGGGACGACUUCUACAAAGGAAGGAUCAAAAUUUGGAACCAGUUUGAGAAGAUCGGGCAGUGUUAAAGAUCUGAUCCAGAAGUUUUCUUAUUCAGAGGAUAGCAAGAUAAUUAAAAGCUCACCAUUUCGGAGAUCAACGGAAGAGCAAAAGAGCCCUAUAGAGAACGGACUACCCUGUGUGGGCAACGGUCCACUUGAUAUUAAAUGCAGCACUAAUUAUAGCUCAAGAAGCCUUGGUGACCAUGCAGGAAAUGAAUUUUCCACCAUCAAUACAAAUAUUUUGCUAAAUACAUACUCAGGAUACAAGCAAAGUCCAAGACUGUCAGUUGCACCAAAAGAUAAUACUACAUUAAAAACAUCCAAAGAAAGCCCAAUGGCCUUAACAGACAGCCAGUCGGGUUUGCAGGCUUCAAAUUCAAAGCAAGAUUCAAUGAUGCAGUCUGUGAGUAAAGCAGUAUCAUCUAAAGUGAACUGUAGCCCUAGAUAUCAGCUAUACCUUUCCUCAGAAUCCCUCAGUAAGGAUACUACAACCCCAUCCAGCCAGAGUAUAACCAAAUCUACAGACCUGAAUGGUUCAAUAACCCCAGGGGAAACUGAGGUGCCCAGGAGCCCGUCCAGAAUGGGUCUGACAGAGUUAACAUCUUCUGGCAAUGGGAGAUCAAUCUCAUCCUGGUUAAAGGAAUCAACCUUACUUGGCAACACAAAGUCAACCUUGGAAUCUUCUGUGAGUGCAGAAACAUCUAAUUUUGGAUCAACCCCAAACUUGUACAAAAGAGAUUUGGAUGAGUUAUCCAGCCACAGCGAAGUUUCUUCAGUAACAGGAGGGAAAGAUGAUGACACUUUAUCUGAAAAGGCAUUUCCUGUGGAGUCACCCAGGGUUUUUAACAGCCCGUACAAAAGUUCAAUAGUAGAUUAUGACCGAUUUUUGAAAUCAACUGACUACAAGGACUGCCUGUCCCCUACACUGUCAGACAUGUCUGCUAGCUCUAUGAAUUCAUAUAGCACAUACGGUCAUCGCAGCAGUGUUGCUCCCUCACCCACAACUGCUUUGCCUCAAGGCCGAUUUACUGUGUAUGAGAGCUGGGGUAAACUGAAGGGGAUGUUGCCUACACUCCCUAAUCUAAGGCCAGGAAUUCAGAAUAAAAGAGAUUAUAUUCAAGAACUGAUUAGACUUCUAGAUAUCAGUGAAAAGAGAAAUACAUUUUUGGAGGCUGAAAGUGUGGAGAUGUCCAAAGAAAGAACACAAAUAAGAUACGAGAUGAGAGGACUUCUUGUUCAAAAUGAGGAUCUUAUAAGGAACACAUCAUUAAUGCAGAAUGACCUGAAGAAUUUCAGGAAUAGAGUACUGGAGCUUGAGCAAGAAAAUAAGCUUCUCAAUGAUAAAAUUUCAAUGAUAGAGGCUGAGCUAAUGGAAGCUAGGGAAGCUCUGGGAGAAGCUCGAGACCAAGAAUACGCAUUCAGCUAUCUACAGGAAUCGCUGAACAACAAAAUGUUGGAUAUUCAGGAGAUUUUAGAAAAAAAAAAUCAACGCUGUGAAAAUCUUGAAGAAAAACUUUGGCAAGCUGAAAGAAAUCAGCAAGAUUUGGAAACUGAGAAGCAAAAUCUGGACAAAAAGAUUGUUGAACUCAGCAGUACAGUUCUCAAACUUGAGACAGAGCUUGGUGUGGCAGUGCAGGCUUCUGGUGAGGCCACAGCAGGAAUGAAUAUGUUCCAGCAAUACAAGGAGAAGACUGAGGAGACACUGAGCCAGUUAGAAGACAGUUUACAUGAAAAGUCACAGGAACUGGAAGAGAAGACACUUGUCUUGAGCAGACUACAGGAUGAGUUUGCAGUGAAACUCUUGGACAAGGAUCAAAGGCUUGAAGAAGAAACACAGCUGCGAGAACGGUUUCAACUUCAGGCUAAGCAAGCAGAAAGGCAUAUUGAAGAUCUUCACCUUGAAAUCCAGGGAUUAACUCAGACCAAAGAAGAUCUGAAUAAACAAUUGAAAUCAAAUCAGGAAAAAAUACUAGAUCUCGAAAGUGAUUUGGAAGAGCUGCAUGACAAUGAGCAACGUUUGGCAGCAAAAUUCAAAAGAAGCUCUGAGCAGCUGGAACAGCUGCAGAUCAAACUAAUUCAGGAACGGGAAGCAAGGGAGCAACUAGAAAGCGAAAAUUCAAUGCUUGAAAGACAGAAUAAAGAUCUUAUUGCAGAAUUAAGGGAUCUCAGGAGCUCUCAUGUUGAGGAAGACAUUCUUUCAAAAAGUGAAAUGAGGGCCAAAGAGCUGGAAAGCACUCUAAGAGCAGAGGAGAGGAAUAAGAUCAUAUUGACAUCCUCACUUCAGAAGAUGGAACGUAAAGUUAAAGAGCUAUCAGAACAGUUGGAAGAAGAACAUCGGCAUUCAGAAGAAAACAAAGACCAGCUGAUGCAAAAAAUAAAAAACCUGAAGAGGCAGCUGAAUGACGCAGAGGAAGAGAUAGGCCGCCGUGAUGUAUUGCAACGACAAAAUCAGAGAGAGCUGGAAGACCAGAAGGAGUCUAAUAGGCUUCUUCAAAGACAGUUUGGUGACCUGCAGCAUCAGUUGAAGCGGAAAGAAAGUUACUAUACAAGGAGUUCAACAGAGACACUGAACAGGAGGUUGAUUGUUGAUGAUUAUGAUGAUGGUGACGAUGACGAGAACCAAGAAGAGAAACAGAAAGGUUAAUAGAGUAUUUGGACCAGCAAGAAAAAUAUCAAAGAAAAUAAAGCUGUAUGAUAUGAUUGGGGUAUAUAGUAUUUUCUUCAUUUAUCAGAUAAUAUAUAUUUUGAUAUUAGCUCAGGGUGUUUAUAUUUUAAAGCACAAGCUGGUAAGCUAGCCAAACAGUCCUAUUACACAGGUGACUUUUGUGUAGUGGGCAUCUUUAUAGAGGAGCAGUGGCAAGUCGGAUAUAAGCUGUUUUUAUUAUCAUCCUAGCAUGGCUACUGUACUGCAUUAAAUGUUGCAAAAAUGUUUCUUUGGUCUGUUUAAUAUUUAAAAGCAUAUUUUCUAGAAUUUUCUAGUAGGUGCAAAACAUCAUCGCUUGCACCAUCAAUAAUAAUAAAUUACACUGCCACCUCUUUUUUUUUUUAGAUUUUUAGAAAACAAUAGUGAGAUCAAUGUCUAUAACACUUCUUCCAGUUUUCUCAGAGAAACUGUUAAACAAAAGCAAUGUUGGACUUUCACACACUCAUGAAGCGUUGGUUCUACCUAGUAGAGUACAUAAGGUGCAAUGAUUGGUCCCACUUGUCAUCUAUAUGUCCUCAUGAUUCUGGAAAAUUAAAAAAUCCCUAGAGCCUGUGUAUGAUGUUCAUGGUGACAGUUUAUCAGCUUUGUAACUUGUCUUUUGAAAUAUUUGUUUAAACCAUGCAACAUAGCCUUAUGUAACUUUUUUAUUUUUAAUUUCUUAGCAAUUUGUUGUAGGCUAGUUUCUUGUUAACACAUUCCUUCAUGUCAUUACCCUGGUUGUGCAAUAGCAAAGAUUAUCCAUGAAUCUGAGAAGGAGAGAGACGUGAAUGCAGAUACCUAGACUCCUGGCAUGAUCGGUGUAACAGCAAUGUUUUAAUUUGUCUUUGACACAGCCUGAUGUACAAUUUAAAUUGAGAGAGUUAACGGUAGUUGGUUGUAGAGAAGACAAAAGAGCUCAAUUUGUAUUCACUCUGAUUUUGCACCUUUGAGUCCCACACUGAAUAUUUGUCCCGUGAUUCUCUGCUGUUGUGGAAGUGCUUUUCAUCUGCAUGUUUUGUUCUUACAGCUUUACUCUCCCGCUCACUGAGAAAAAUCAAAUGUUUAUGCAAAAAUGGGAAAAAAAUA